AUUUUCGUUUGAGUUGUGAAACCAUAGCAGACUAAACUUCAUUGAUCAGCUGACCGAGCAGUGGCGUAGAUUUUGAAUUCGUUAUCAGUAGUGAUAAGAAACAAACCAAUUUUUUAGCAUUUUGCAUCAUUGCGAAUUGUUAUUUUGAUUGAAGAAAACAGUUAUGAGGCUUGUACGUCUAGUGAAAACGUUGAGAUUGACGGGAAUUGAAGCUAAUAAUUUAUUUUCCAGAGCUAGCUCCUCUGAAAAAUGUAUAGAGAACUGCCAGGAAUCUCUAUACUAUUCAAGGAAAGGUGAUUCAGGAAAUACUACUCUGAUAAAUAGUGAGAAAGAACUGCCUAAAGAUGAUAAAAUAUUUGAAGCCAUUGGAGCUACUGAUGAGCUUUCAUCUCAUUUGGGGUUUGCCAAAGAAUACGGAGGUCAGCAGAUUUAUGGAGCGAAGCUGCGCAGAAUCCAAAUUAUGCUGGUUGACAUAGUUUCAGCAAUACAUAACUGUCAUGCCACCGACUCGGACCAGCUGAAAUUCUCUUCACAAAACACCAAAGAGCUAGAAGAGUGGAUAGAUGAGUACUCAAGUCAAUUGACACCUUUCGAGCCAAAUAUUUUACCGGGUGGAGGUCUAGCAUCGUCGUCUCUUCACAUAGCUAGAGCGGUUUGUCGUAGAGCUGAACGCUCUAUUAUUCCUCUAGUAAGAGAGGGCAAUCUCGACCGAGAAAUAUUGGCCUAUUUGAAUAGAUUGUCAGAUUUCCUCUUCACAAUUUCGAGAGUCGCCUGUAAAACGGAUGAAAGGAGUGAGCAUGUAUAUUCUUCAAAUAUGAAAAAAUGAAUAA
Nilaparvata lugens (brown planthopper) is the source of this 830-nucleotide messenger RNA. Its product is annotated as corrinoid adenosyltransferase. The transcript is spliced from 5 exons. The coding region runs from base 164 to 826 and encodes 220 amino acids. Gene Ontology annotation, molecular function: corrinoid adenosyltransferase activity. NCBI's taxonomy places the organism in Eukaryota, Metazoa, Arthropoda, Insecta, Hemiptera, Delphacidae. The record is from RefSeq and is a predicted model, not a curated record.